Molecule: messenger RNA, 16370 nt
Organism: Vitrella brassicaformis
Lineage: Eukaryota; Vitrellaceae
Source: the annotation of a GenBank genome assembly
CCUCAAUUGAUGGUGGACUCACCGGCUGACCAAAAUUCACCUGUUGCCAUCGCUCACGAGCCACGCGACUGCGCCAAUCGCGAUUGACCGCACUGCAGGAUGAGUACGCUUAGCACCGGGCCCGUUAAUGGGCCUCUCCGACAGCGAGGCGUCUAUUCGGAGGUGCUGGGACAGAAAAACAUCGACACAGUCCAGGUACAUGGCACAAAUGCGCCAGCAAUGACACACACAGGCAACAGGAAUGACAGACAGGGCCGCGCCAGUGAUCAAUGCUGUUCCUGUACUUAUGCAUUGCCAUCUCUGCAUUGCCGUUGCAACACACACACCUUUGCUAUGUGCUGCACGUGUGUGCGUGUGUGCGCAGAAGUCCGUCCGCGGCCCCACCCAAGAGCGGGAUGUGUCGGGCGGCAUCAUCGAGAUUGCCCCUCCCCGCGCCGCCACGUUCGUGCCCAAGGAGACUCCCGGUGCCACAUCUGCCAUGGCCCGCCCUCCCCCCACGAGCAAGGCCAGAGUUGACCCCAAGGUCAUCGAGCCAUACGUGCAGGUGCCCGGCAAGGCGCCGCGCAAGGUGAUUGUCGAGAGGCGGAAGAAGCUCUAUGAAUCGCUCGACAUAGCGGACCUGCUGAGGGAGAGAGGGGUGGACUAUGGAGACCCACAAUUCGACACGAGAAGAUGGUACAUGUAUGCUCAGAUGACCCAUGAAUACACAGACACAGGGCAGGUGGCGUGCGCUGUUGCAGGCUUCCCCUGGAGCCGUUUGACGACACCGAUUUCGACACAUACACACUGGAGGAGUGGGUCCAGCAGGGCGUCAACGCACAGGGCAACUUCCUGCCGCUGCCCGCCAAGGGCCUCAGAAUCGACGCCGAUGGCAUCGGCCUCUGGCGAGAGUGUCUCGUGUUUGGCGUGGACCCCAAGUCAAGGAAGAUCGACGUCAGGUGGCACACCGACAACGUCGCAGCACAGCUUCCCAGGCUCAAAUUGCUCUUUGAUGUAGGGUGGGAGGGAGGGAAAGACAGAAGCAGUGUCGAUUGGCAUUCAACGUUGUGUGUUGGCUGGCUGGUUUCAGGCUGAGGACCCAACCCUUUUUGCUGACCGUGUUGCCAAGGCUCACCAGCUGAGGCGUUUUUCCGAGAGUCUUAUUUUGUACAAUUUCUAUAUCGAUAACAUGCCCACAGAGGAGAUUGCUGGACUCGGUAGGCACAAACAGAGCAACCAGUGCCGGAUAUCCACCCUUUCUUUGUGUGUUUCAGAUGCUGAUCAGGUGACUCGUUUGCUGGACAGUGCUCAGAACGUGCAGGCCGUCCGCGAGGCCCACCUCGACACGGCCGCCUUGCUCAAGGAGGUCAACCUUGACUUCGCCAGGACCAUGAAUAAGAUCAUUUUCGAACAGCACAUGUCGGAACACCCCGGUGACAUCUUGUACAAAGACCUAGAGCUCCCUCCACCCCCUGAAGCCCCACCCGUACCAUGGUCAGUCUCCGCGCUUUUCUGCAAAGACACCCCUCCGUACCUCUUUCUUUGCGUAUGUUAGGUUCGCUCUUGUGCCCACCCCAGCUCACAAUUUCACUGACGCCUUCGCAAGUUUCUGUUUCUCCUCACUCUAUAUCAAGGGCGAGGUGGUCAAGGGUCUUUCGUCCAUCCGGGCGGAGAAUUCGGCCCUGCUCGAUCACAAUAUCUUCACGGUCACCUUUUCCAAGGCUCUCCGUCUGGACGAGUUCAAGCAGGUUGAGCGGACGGCCAUCAGCCAGAUGUCGUACCACCUCAAGGAGCACUGGGUGCAGAACAUCCAGCGGAUCAUCAUCAAGCAGUUCGAGAAUGUGGGCAAGGGGUGGUUCAACAUGCACGAGACCAACAAGGAGACGUACGAGUACGGCAAGCUCAAGAAGUUCCUCACCGUCGUCAGGUUCAUGAUGCAGGACACACUCAGGUACGCAUGAGGUGAAAAUUGCGCGGCGGAGUUGACACAUGUUUGCUUUUGUAGGGAUUUGACCAUCAAGUCUCUGAAGACCUAUUGCACAUCGUUGAAGGGCUACGUACCCAAACUGGUCGACGUCAAGUCGGUCCAUACAGUCGAGAACGAAUGGAGGUGACAUCGAAAAGAGACACAAGAACAUGUCUCUCGAUUUGUCUGCCGUCACGAUGUCUCGCCCUGUCUCUUUUCAUGACAUCAUUCUGCUCGUAUCAGUGAAGAGUUCAAGCCGCACCUCGACGGGCCCCCCGAGCGCACGGCCCUGUUCGCCAUCGAGCUGACCAAGACACAGGACAAUGAGGGGUUCCAGUUCAGCACUGACCCAGCACAGUUCGUCGAAGCCACACUGGAGAUCCUCGAAAAGGGGUAAGCAGCACUCGAAAUUUCUCUCAUAUACAUGUCUCCUUGCCUCUGUGUGUGUGUAUCAGUUUGCAGCAGAUGGGCGACAUUCCGCAGCCCGAGAAGCUCAUCCUGCCGCACCUGUUCAAGACGCAGCCUAAGCUGGUGCUGGCUUCAGUCAACCUCGACGAGGGCUGGGUGCAGGAGCUUCGCACCUCGCUGGACGAUAGUCUCGAGACCAGCCUUCCAUACAUGACCGACUACCUGCAGUGCUUCCAGCAGUACAUCGACCUUCUGAAGUUGGACCCCGCUGCUCACGUCAAGGCAUUGCAGGAGCAGGAGACGCCUCCUUCCAACGACGAUUUCGCCAAACAGGUGCAGGAGAACCUCGACAAGGAGCAGCAGCUGUAUGGCAACAUCCCGGAGACGCUCACCAUCGGGCUGUUCCAGCUCAGCUGCAAGGAGAUCCGCAAGCUGCUGGGCGGCAAGCUCCACAGCCUGGCCGGGCUCAUGCAGGACGUGCUGGCCGUGCGGCUGCGUGAGCAGUGCGCCACUGUGCUGGAAAGCUUCCAGGGCAUGUAUGUGCAGCUGCGGAAGAGCCCCAAGAACAUCGAGGAGCUGUCGGAGCUGAGGGAGUACAUGGCCAGCCUGCCGGCAGAGGUCGAGAAGCUCACCGUGGAGAUCAACGCCAAUAUCGACCUCUUCUCGAUCCUCGAAAACUUCCGGUUCCUUCUAGCGCGAUUGGCUGUGCUGCAUGUCUUUAUGCAUGCAUGUCUAUGUAUGUAUGUGUGUGUCAGGUACAAGUUGAGUGCUGACGACCACCACACGCGCUGGAAGAUGUUCGGGUCCCCGAAGGCGACAUACGACCUCAUCGCGGCCACCGACGCCGCUCUCACCAAGGAGCGUGAGAACUUCUUCAACACCAUGCAGUCACAGCAGUCGGAGUUCGACGAGACACUCAACGACCUCGACGGCAUCGUUGGAGACUUCGCACAGUACCAUGACCUCACUAAGGUCAACUUAUCCCUCUGCGCAUCAUCAAGUGCCCCAUACAUGUACUUGCUUGUCUGCUGUGUGUGGUGCUCUCUUUCUUAGAUUGACGAGAUUGCUGCGAAUGUGGCGUCGGUCAACGAGCGCCUGCAGCUGUCUCUGCAGCAGGCCAAGCUCUUCAACUCUCGGGAGGGCCUCUUUGGCAAGCACUCUACUGACUACACACGACUGCAGCGGAUCGCAAAGGUACGGCAGCUAAACUAGCCAUGGUAACCCAUCCACACAUCUGUGCCUUGUCAGGAUUUUGAGCCGUUCAGCAACCUGUGGACGAUGACAGCGUCCUGGCUGGUGAAUCGCAAGAAGUGGACCGACGGCGCCUUCGACCAGAUCGACGCCAAGGCGCUGGAGGACCAGGUCAUGAACGGGAGCAAAACCAUGUUCAAAGUGGCCCGCGCUUUCCGCGACCGCGACAACCCCGAGGUGCUCAAGAUAGCCGAGAAGAUCCGGUCAGAGCUGGAGGAGUUCAAACCCUUCGUGCCGCUCGUGGUGGCUCUGCGCAACGACGGCAUGAGAGACCGACAUUGGCAGCAGGUCUCAGACAAAUGCAGCGUGCAGGUCUCACCCGCAAUGGAAGACUUCACGCUGCGGUCGGUUGAACAAAUGGGGGUGUGAUUUGUCAAGGCAUAGCAGCUUCUUUGCUCACUGCAGUCGGUUUCUGGAGUUGGGCAUGCAUGAGAGUGUGGAUGCCAUAUCUGAGAUCGGCGACAAGGCCGGCAAGGAGUUCUCCAUCGAAAAGGUCAAUCAAAAGAGACACAUACCAGUGGAUGCCCACAUGUGCAUCAUCUCUUGGUCAGGCUUUGGCUAAGAUGAAGAAGGACUGGCACGGCAUCGAGUUUGACGUCAGAGAGAAGUACCGCGCCACAGACACAUAUAUCCUCAAGGGAUCGGACGACGUAAGGCACACACACAGACGCGCAAAGCACCAGGGAUGUUGUCAUGUCUCUCCUGGCUGUAGGUGAGCGCGUUGCUUGACGAGCACAUCCUGACGUCCCAGGCGAUGCAGUUCAGUCCGUUCAAGAAGCCCUUCGAGGAGGAGAUAGAGGAAUGGGCCGCCAAGCUUAUGACCGUCUCCGAGACACUCGACGAGUGGCUCAAGUGCCAGCGGUCGUGGCUCUACCUGCAGCCCAUCUUCGACUCACCCGACAUCAUGAAGCAGCUACCGGCCGAGGGCAAACGCUUCAAGUCCGUCGACAACAUGUGGCGCAGCACCAUGAAGCAGACACACGACAACCCGGGUGCACUCGAAAUGUGCGCACGGGAGGGACUGCUCGAGAAAUUCCAAGAGGCAAAUAAGAACCUCGAGCUCGUCCAGAAAGGUGCGCUGUAGACUCAUCGACGACGCGUCUCUGUCGAACCAACGGUUGUCUUGUCUGUCGCAUGUAUGCAGGUUUGGAUGAUUACCUGGAGACGAAGCGCAGUCUGUUUGCCCGCUUCUACUUCCUGUCCAAUGACGAGCUGCUGGAGAUCCUCUCGCAGACCAAAGACCCAACGCGCGUCCAGCCGUAAGCAACACAAUCAUGACAGACACAGACCGCCGCUGCCGACAACCCAUCAAUCACUGUGCACGGUGCAGUUUCCUGAAGAAGGUGUUUGAGAGUAUGGCCAAGCUUCAGUUCCACGAGGACUACUCGGCUAACGCCAUGUACAGCGGCGAGGGCGAGAAGGUGCCGUUUGUGGAAACCAUCUACACCAAGGACAAGAAUGUCGAGACCUGGAUGACCGAGAUUGAGAUACAGAUGAAGAAGGCCGUCAGAGACGUCCUGUACAAAUCUAUACUCGACUACCCUACAAAGCCAAGGUGAUUCAUUGAUCCAUGCCUAGAUGGACGCAUGAGUGGGAAGAUUGCCAUGUCUCUUGUGACUUUGCUGUUGGUUGAUGCAGAGCCGAGUGGGUGUUGGUGCAUCCCGGUCAGUGUGUGCUGAAUGGGAGCCAGGUGCACUGGACGAGCGAGGUGGAGGAGGCCAUCCAGAACGGGACGGUCAAGCAGUACUGGGAGGGCCUCAACCGUCAGCUCCUCGAUAUGGUGGCACUUGUCCGCACGGGCCUCAACAAGAUGAACUCGAUCAGCGUGGGUGCGCUGAUCGUCAUCGACGUGCACGCCAAGGACGUGGUGGAGAAUUUGGUCAAGGAGAAGAUCGACAACAUUUCUGCCUUUGAGUGGAUCGCCCAGCUGCGCUACUACUGGCAGAACGACGACUGCUGGUGCCAGUGCGUGCAGACAAACUUCCCUUACGGAUACGAGUACCUCGGCAACAGCAUGCGACUUGUCAUCACACCACUCACCGACAUGUGCUACAUGACGCUGCUCGGUGCACAGCAGCUCAACCUCGGUCAGUCCAUGUGGAGCAGAACCCACCCUCACAUCACGCCAAUUGCACCCCGUGUCUCCUCCCUUUUGUGUGUGGCUGUGUGUGCAGGUGGCGCCCCGGCCGGCCCGGCUGGUACGGGCAAGACGGAGACAACGAAGGAUCUGGCCAAGGCGCUGGCAAAGCAGUGUGUGGUGUUCAACUGUUCUGACAUGAUGGACUACAUCAUGGUGGGCAAGUUCUUCAAGGGCCUGGCCUCCUCUGGCGCAUGGUGCUGCUUCGAUGAGUUCAAUCGCAUCAACAUCGAGGUGCUCUCCGUCAUUGCACAGCAGCUGCUCAUCCUCUUCGGCGCAAAGGGGGAGCUCGCCGGAUUCAACGACUCCAAGGCACGCACUUGUUCGUUCACGGCCAGGAAUCGACUGCACACGUGACAGACAGGAUGUGUGUGUGUGCAGGAGGUAGAUUUUGAGGGUUCAGUGAUCCGGAUGUACCCGACUUUCAACGUGUUCAUUACGAUGAACCCGGGCUACGCCGGCCGCACUGAGCUGCCCGACAACCUCAAGGCGCUCUUCAGACCGAUGGCCAUGAUGGUCCCCGACUAUGCCCUCAUCGGUGAGAUCAUGCUCUACUCAUUCGGAUUCGACCAGGCCCGCGAUCUGGCCAGGAAGAUGGUCGCCACAUUCCGACUGUCGUCCGAACAGCUCUCCGCACAGGUGGAUAUGCACAUCGAUGCCAACAGUCUCUCUGUCGGUCUCCUCCCAUGGCUGGCUGCUUGUCGACAGGAUCACUACGAUUACGGUAUGAGGGCUGUGCGAUCGGUCAUCAAUGCUGCGGGCCUGCUCAAGCGAGCUGACCCAGGUAACACACACAGACAGAUAGGGAGACACACAACGACACGCAUACGGCCUGAGACCGAAUAGUUGUCUUGUAUGUAUGUAUGUCUCUUUCCUUCUGUGUGUUGAUUUGAUUUAGACAUGGACGAGGACAAGCUGCUGCUGCGUGCGCUGCGAGACGUCAAUGUGCCCAAGUUCCUCAAGGACGAUCUGCCCCUGUUUGAGAACAUCAUCAUCGAUCUGUUCCCGGGUGUGGAGCGGCCUAAGAUCGACUAUGGCAGGCUGCUGGAUGCCAUCCACGAGUCGUCCAAGGGGCUCAACCUGCAGCCGGUGGACCCCUUUGUGGCCAAGGUGAUCCAGCUCUACGACACCAUCCAGGUGCGACACGGUCUCAUGCUCGUCGGACCAACCGGCGGCGGCAAGACAUGCAACUAUCGAGUGCUCCAGAAGGCAUGCACGUCGCUGAAGGAGUUGGGCAAGUUCGAACCUGUAAGCACGAAGGACACACACUGUGCUAAUGUGACUCGGGGCGUGUGCGUGUGCGUGUGGGCUUUUGUCCGUCUGUCAGGUGCACGUGCACUGUUUGAAUCCCAAGUCGAUAACGAUGGGUCAGAUGUACGGCCAGUCGGAUCCCAUCACACAAGAGUGGACCGACGGGGUGCUCAACAUACUCAUGAGGUGGGUCGGCCGGCAGCAGAAGACACGGAGAUACUAGUGCUAUGCCUUAACCUCUUCUCGCCUUUCAUCUUUCGCAGGGCAGCGGUGAAGGACACUUCGGAGGACAAGCACUGGAUCAUGUUUGACGGGCCAGUGGACGCCAUCUGGAUUGAGAACAUGAACACCGUGCUCGACGACAACAAGAAGCUCUGCCUCAACUCGGGUGAGAUCAUCGCCCUCUCGCCGCAGAUCACCGUCAUGUUUGAGGUGGAGGACCUCGCCGUCGCCUCGCCCGCCACUGUAAGCCGAUGCGGUAUGGUCUACAUGGAGCCUGGCGCGAUGGGGCUGGAGCCCUUAAUCGACUCAUGGAUAGAGCAGCUGCCCUCGACGUUCCGACAGAGCCACAAGGACCUCCUCCACACACUCACCAAGGGAUUCAUACCAAACGGCAUCAACUUCAUCAGGAAAUCAUGCAGAGAGGUCAGCCGGCAGAUGGACAGAGAGAGACACGUGUAUUGCUUUGCAUGGGUGGUGUGGUCAGAUGGUGACGACGAUGGACAACAACUUGUGUGCGUCGUGUCUGCGUCUCAUGGACUGCUACUUCGACUCCUACCGCCCGACAGAGGUCAAGACCCCGUCCAAGGAGGAGCUCGACGAGCUGCAAAAACAACUCGUUCCCAUAUUCAUAUUCUCGCUCGUCUGGUCCGUCGGCAUCACCACCGACCGUAAGACCACACUCCUUAAGACAGGGAGUUUUCUUUGAAGCGAGCCUUUGUGUGUGUAUGUGUCUUUGUUAAGAGCACGGCCGGUCUCUGUUCAACGAUUGGUUGUGGCGUGAGUUGAUAAAGCAAAACCAGCGGCCUCCCGGUCUCAAAGACGACGCCUUCCUCUAUGACCUCUGCUACAACGUGGAGAAGUCAGAAUGGGUCGGAUGGAUGGAGGUAAGUACGGGAGCAGAAACACAGCCAGUUCGGGAGCAGAAACACAGCCACACUAUGGCCAUGGCCCACAGGCACUCUACUAGUCGCUCCUUCCAUCUCUCUGCAGACCAUCCCAGGGUACUCGCCCCCUUCCCAGUCGACCUACGACGGGAUUGUGGUGCCGACGCUCGACUCGGUCCGCAUGACUGCCGUGUUCAAGACCCUGGUGCUCAACAGGCAUCACGCGCUGUGUCCAGGGCCGACGGGCACCGGCAAGACGGUCAACAUCUCACAGUAUCUGGGAAGGGAGGCGCCCGAGUACCUGCAGUCCGUCUUCAUCACAUUCUCGGCCCAGACACACGUCAACCAGCUGCAGGAUUUGCUGGACGGCAAGUUUGAGAAGAGGCGGCGUGGUGUCUUCGGUCCACCGGCACGUAAGGUGUUUGCGAUAUUCGUGGAUGACUUCAACAUGCCCAAGAAGGAGGAGUAUGGUGCACAGCCGCCGCUGGAGCUGCUGAGGCAGUGGUUCGACCACAAGGGAUGGUACGACAGGAAGGAACUCACAUUCAGAGAGAUCGUCGACGUCUGCAUGGUGGCCGCUAUGGGUCCGCCCGGCGGAGGCCGCACCUUCAUCUCCAACCGGGUCAUCCGCCACUACAACGUGCUGACGUAUCCCGACCUGGGCAAGACGUCGAUUGCCACCAUCUUCAACACCAUCCUCAAGUACCUCUUCGCGCCCUUCGACGAGUCGAUCCAGAAGAUCACCGAGACACUGGUGGAGUCCCAGAUCACCGUCUUCGAGAAGGCGCUGAAGGAGCUGCUGCCCACACCCAGCAAGUCCCACUACACUUUCAACCUGCGAGACAUAUGGAAAGUCUUCCAAGGAGUCUGCUCACUCUCGCCAAAGAUUAUCAACAACAAAUUACAGGUGAGUGGGGUGAUGCUUGGUGAGACACAGCUUAUCACCGCUCUCUGGUGUCCGUCUGGAACAGGUUCUGCGCUGCUGGGUGCAUGAGAACUGCCGCGUGUUCGGCGAUCGUCUGAUAGACGAUCCCGACCGGCAGUGGCUACGCAAGACGCUCCUGCACCAGUGCGAUAUCAACUUCGACACGGAAGAGCAGGACAUCUUUGUUCGCGAGCGGCUGAUCUUCGGAGACUUCAUGGUGCCGGGAGCAGACAUACGUCACUACCAGGAGAUUGAGGACCUGGACAAGAUGAAGUCGGUGAUCGAGGAGUACCUGGAGGACUACAACAACGUCCACACACACGGCAUGCCGCUCGUCAUGUUCCUCGACGCAUGUGAACACAUCACACGCAUAUGCCGCGUCCUCCGACAGCCCUCGGGCAACUGUCUGCUGCUGGGUGUGGGCGGUAGCGGACGGCAGUCUCUCAGCCGGAUGGCCUCGUUCAUGAUGGAGUGUGCGUGCUUCCAGAUUGAGGUCGGCAAGGGAUACGGCAUGAACGAGUGGCGAGACGACCUCAAACGGUGCCUGAUGAAGUCGGGCGUGGAGGGCAAGAACCAGAGCUUCCUGUUCACGGACACGCAGAUCAUCAGAGAGGCCAUGCUGGAGGACGUCAACAACGUCCUCAACUCUGGCGACGUGCCCAACCUCUACCGCCUCGAGGACAUGGACGCCAUCAUGACGGCGUGCCGCGGCAUGUGUCAGCAGCUGGGGCUGCAGCCCAACAAGACCAACAUCUUUAACUGCUACCUCACGAGGGUCAAGAAGAACAUCCACGUUAUCCUCGCCAUGAGCCCAGUAGGCGCUCAGUUCCGGACUCGGCUGCGAAUGUUCCCCUCUCUCGUCAACUGCUGCACCAUCGACUGGUUCUCAGAGGUACAGAGACACGCAUACGCAUACACAGGUGCAUAUGUCUCUCUAUGUCAUAUUGAUGAAUCGAUCGACCAGUGGCCCGCCGAGGCGCUGUAUUCGGUGGCCAAGCAGCAGAUGAUGCAGUCCGACCUGCGGCUGUCCAACCUAGAGGGCGUGCUCAACAUCUUCCGCACCAUCCACCAGUCUGUCGAGCAGAUGUCCACCCGCUUCCUCAACGAGCUGCGGCGGUACAACUACGUCACACCCACCUCGUACCUCGAGCUGCUCUCCACUUUCAAGACCAUCAUGGAGCUCAAGAGAGACGAAAUCGGCACGUUCAGGAAGAGAUUCCAGACCGGUCUGGACAAGCUGGGUGACGCGGCCGACCAGGUGGCGCAGAUGCAGGCGCAACUCACAGAGAUGCAGCCGCAACUGGCGCAGACACAGAAGGAGGUAUGACUUUGAUGAAGGACACGUGGUUGAGCGAUUCGAGUGUAUAUUAGUUGCCUUGAUGCAUGUGCUGUGCACAAAUACAAUACAGGUAGGUGAGAAGAUGGUCGUGAUUGAGGGCGAUAAGGCCAAGGCCGAUGAAACCAAGAAGAUUGUCGCCAAGGAGGAGGCUGAAGCUACCGUAAGAAAUACACACACGGACCACAUGCAUCCUUUCAACGCAGGCCGACAACAGCCCAUCUGAUUGCCUGCAGGCCAAGGCAGCCGAGACGCAGGCCAUCAAGGACGAUGCCCAGCGGGACCUCGACGAGGCCCUGCCCGCACUUGAGCAGGCAGUCGAAUGCCUCAAGAGGCUCAAGGCCGACCACAUCCGUGAGGUCAAGUCACUUGGCAAGCCGCCACAAGGCGUCAUCCUCUCUAUGGAGGCCGUCUGCAUCAUGUUCCAGGUCAACAGCAGCCAGACAAACAGAUGGAGAGAGGGCGGGGGCAAGAGUGCUGGCAGCAUCGUGAUGUGAUGGGUGGGUAUGUCUGUGGUCAGAUCCCGCCAGUCAAGAAAGCCGACCCGAACAAUCCGGCGGGCAAGAAGAUCGACGACUACUGGGAGGCGUCGCAGGCCAAGCUGCUCAAGGACCCGAAGAAGCUGCUAGACGACCUCAUGAACUUCGACAAGGCACGUCCACCACAAUACCUCCCAUGCCCUUGGUGUCCAUAUGUCUCCAUCUGUAUCUGUAUGUGCUGCCUUGUUGAUAGGAUAACAUUCCCGACUCGGUGAUCACCAAGAUCAAGCCAUACAUCGACCGUGAAGACUUUGACCCCGCGGCCAUCAAGAAGGCCUCUGUGGCGUGCGAGGCCAUCUGCAUGUGGGUGCGGGCCAUGGACAAGUACUACCACGUCUCCAAGGUGGUCGAGCCAAAGCGCGUGCUGCUCCGCAAGGCAGAGGCCGAGCUGCAGGUCACCAUGGGCCAGCUCAACGAGGCCAAGCGCCGCCUGCAAGAGGUAGUCGACAAGAUCGAGCGGCUGGAGGCCGAGUACAACUCGGCUGUCGAGAAGCAGGACCAGCUGGCACGCGACAUCGAGGACUGCCAAGUGAAGCUGGACCGCGCUCAGAAGCUGAUUGGCGGUCUGGGCGGCGAGAAGGCCCGGUGGACAGAGCAGGUGCAGAUGCUGGGUGCCCAGUACGAGCUCAUCCCCGGCAACGCCCUGGUGGCGUCGGGAAUGGUGUCCUACGCGGGGCCCUUCACAUCCCUCUACCGCGGGGAGCUUGAGAAGGGCUGGCUGAACGCCCUCAGGGACGCACAGAUACCACACACAGAAGGGACCUCAAUGAGCAGCUUCCUCGGUGAGCACUGAGUGGACGCAAGGGCCGUGUGUCCGGAUGGAUGUGUAUGUGUGUGUGUGCAUCGAUGUGCUUCAUGCAGGUGAGCCGGUGAAGAUCCGUGUGUGGAACGCUGCCGGUCUGCCGAAUGACGGCCUGUCGAUCGAGAACGGCAUCAUCAUCGACAAAGCGCGACGCUGGCCGCUCAUGAUCGAUCCACAGGCAGAACGGACAACCAACUGUCGUGCUGCAAUCCAUCCACCCAUCAACGUGUCCUUUGCAUUUGUUGUGUCUCAUGGCAGGGUCAAGCCAACCGAUUCCUCAAGAACAUGGGCAAGCAGACGCCGGAGGGCAUCGACGUGUGCAAGCUGUCGCAGACUUCGUUCCUGCGUACUCUGGAGCUGGCGAUUCAGUUCGGCAAGUGGCUGCUGCUGGAGAACAUCGGCGAGGAGCUGGAUCCCGCUUUGGAGCCGGUACUGCUGCAGCAGAAGGUCAAGGACGGCACCAGCUACGUCAUCAGACUGGGAGACAAGACCGUCACCUGGACGGAUACAUUCAGGUCAGCUGAGCCAAGCCAUCAGUCUUGACUGACUGACUGACUGAGACACACUCAAUCCAAUCUACUGCCUUCCUCUCCUCGCUGUUGUCAGGUUUUAUAUGACGACCACACUGCCCAACCCUCACUACCCACCCGAGACAUCCGUCAAGGUCACUCUCCUCAACUUCGCCAUCACACGCGAAGGUACGAAAAGGCACUUAUCCAAUGUGCGUUGCGUUGCCUAUCCCUCGUGUGUGUGUAUGCAGGUCUUGAGGAGCAGAUGUUGGGUCUGGUGGUGGCCAAGGAGGCGCCCGACCUGGAGGAGAAGAAGAGCGCCCUCGUGCAGUCCAACGCCAAGAUGCGCAAGGACCUCAAGGACCUCGAAGACGAAAUCCUGAGGCUCUUGUCGACGUCAGAGGGCAACAUCUUGGAGGACGAGACACUCAUCAACACACUCGCCGCAUCCAAGAAGACAUCGGAGGAGAUCAACGAGAAAGUCAAGGAGGCGGAAAUCACAGAGAAGGAAAUCGAUGCAGCACGGUCGGUGCGCACAACACGCAUAUCUAAUCGAUUGGGCAUCCUCUCUGUGUUGUUUGUGUGUCGCUUUGUCAGAGAGUCCUACCGGCCGGUGGCGUAUCAGGCGAGUGUGCUGUUCUUCUGUAUCGUGGACCUGGCCAACAUCGACCCCAUGUACCAGUACUCUCUGCAGUGGUUCCAGUCGCUCUUUGGCAUGGGCAUCGACCAGGCCCCCGCCUCAGCCGUACUGGAGGAGCGACUGCAGAACCUGCAGGACUACUUUGCCUACCUGUUGUACGAGAACAUCUGCCGCUCGCUAUUCGAGAAGCACAAGACGCUCUUCUCGUUCUCGAUGUGCAUCAAGCUCAUGACGGGCUACAACAGGCUCGACCUCACCGAGGUGCGCUUCCUCCUCACCGGCCCGACGGGCGAGGCCCAGGGGCCCGCAAAUCCCACCUCAUGGCUCACAGAGAAGGAGUGGAACGAAGUCGUCAGCCUGUCACAGCUGCCCGCAUUCAAAGUCAGUCAGAGACAGAGAAAGAAGACAGACCACCAUGGGACACAUGACAUGCCGCUGUAUUGCUAUGCUUUGCGUGUGCGUGUGCGUGUUCAGGGUCUGGAUGUGUAUUUCGUGCAGCACGUGGACGAGUUCAAGCGCAUCUUCGACGCUGUCGAGGCCCACAUGGAGUCGCUGCCCGGCAGCUGGGACACGCGCCUCAACGGCAUGCAGAAGCUGUGCUUCCUCCGCACCAUCCGCUCAGACAAAGUGGUCGACGCCGUCGUCGAGUUCGUCGCCUCGGAGCUGGGCCGGCGGUUCGUGGAGCCGCCCACCUUCGACCUGGCCAAGUCGUACAAGGACUCGACCAACCUGACGCCCCUCAUAUUCAUCCUCUCGGCGGGCUCUGACCCCGUUGCUGACAUCUUGGCCUUCGCCAACGAGAUGAACAUGGCCAAGAAGAUGGAGUCGAUAUCGCUGGGGCAGGGCCAGGGGCCCAAGGCGCAGCGGAUGAUCGAGGACGGGUGCAGCAGGGGCGGAUGGGUGCUGCUGCAGAACUGCCACCUGGCCGCCUCAUGGAUGCCCGAGAUGGAGAGGAUUUGCGAGCAGCUGGACCCCAACCAGACGCACAGGGACUUCAGGCUCUGGCUGACCUCCAUGCCCGCAAAGACCUUCCCCGUUGCUGUGCUACAGAACGGCGUCAAGAUGACCAACGAGCCGCCAAAGGGACUCCGUGCCAACCUACUGAGGUCGUACGCUGCGAUCGACGAUCGCGUGUUGGAGGACUGCAAGAAGCCCGACGCACUCAAGAAGCUUCUCUUCGGCUUCUCAUUCUUCCACGCCAUCGUGCAGGUAAGACAUGCGGAUAAAGGGACCGCUGGGCUGGGUGGCUAGGUGCAGUGCAUCACCUGUCGUGCCUGUCUCGGUGUGUGUCUGUCUGUCCUGUGCAGGAUCGUCGGAAGUUCGGUCCGAUUGGUUGGAACAUCCAGUACGAGUUCACAACGGAGGACCUGAUGGUGUGCAGACGGCAGCUCAAGAUAUUCCUCGACGGAUAUGAGGAAAUACCCUACAAGGCAAGCGAACUGACUGAACCGAUGGAUGAUGCAUCCACAUCCACAGGAGACAGACGGCUGGCUGGCAUCGUGCCUGCGUUGCGUUGCGUGCGUCUGUGGGGUUGGGUUGGGUUUUGUGCGUGUAGGUGUUGAACUACAUCGGUGCGCAGAUCAACUACGGCGGGCGCGUGACGGACGACAAGGACAAGCGGCUGAUCCAGUUCAUUCUCAAGACAUACUGCUGCAGAGACCUCAUCGAGCAGGCAUGUCAACCGUAUACGACAAACACACACACCGGUCUCUCUCACCCCACCCUCACUGUGGUCACUUCAGGCGGAUGAGUACAAGUUUUCCUCCUCGGGCAUGUACUUCUGCCCGACGUCGGAGGACCACCAGGGCUUCGUCGACUACAUCAAGACGCUCCCACUAAUACCCGCACCGGAGGUGUUCGGCCUGCACGACAAUGCAAACAUCACUUUCGCGCAAAACGAGACACUUGUAAGUUAGUGCCAAAGGGAUAGAUAGACCAGCCAGGACACGACACGCACACGAGUUUGUGUGGCUGGUCACUGACUGACACAGGCCCUGCUGAAUGGCAUUUUGUCGAUGGCGCCGCGGUCGGGAGGCGGCGGGGCCAGCAAAAAAGAGCAGGCAAGCGUCCCGUCCGCACAUAUGCACGUCACGUGCAUCAGUCAGUAGCAAAUGUGUGUGUGUAUAUGUUGGCGCUUGGUGUGUGUAUUGUAUUGUAUUGUAUGUGUCCACCAGGUGAUGGAGGAGACGGCGCAGGUGAUACUGGACAAGACCCCGCCGGUGUUCGACCUUGACAAGGUGCUCGAGAAGUACCCCACCAAAUACGAAGAGUCACUCAACACCGUGCUCACACAAGAAGUCAUCAGGUAGGUCAGCCGCCCACUCUCGACACGACACACCACACCUCGCAGACAGAAUACACAUACAUUUGCGGGCGGGGCGGCCGUCACCAGGUACAACCGUUUGUUGGCGGUGAUGCGUUCGUCUCUGCCUGAGUUCAAGAAGGCGCUCAAGGGGCUGGUGGUCAUGUCAGAAGAGCUGGAGCAGCUCGGCAACUCCAUGUUCGACAACCAGGUACGCUUUGGUACGACACAACAGCACAGCACCCGACCCGCACUGCCCACAAACAUCCACCACAUGGUAUAGUUGACUGACGCACAAGUGCCUGCCCUGCCACGUACGUACAGGUGCCGAAGAUGUGGGAGAAGAAGGGGUUUCUCUCUCUGAAGCCGCUGGCCUCGUGGAUCAAGGACCUCAACGACAGGGUGGCAUUCCUCAACAAGUGGAUCACCGAAGGCACGCCUGCCGUCUUCUGGAUUUCAGGGCUCUUCUUCCCACAAGUCAGUCAGUCAGUCAGUCACACCGGUGGAGGAGAGCCGAGACACCAGACAGAUGUGUCUCUGUCUGGUUGUGUUGUGUACGUGCAGGCCUUUCUGACGGGGACUUUGCAGAACUACGCGCGUCGGCACGUGAUAGCGAUCGACCGUCUGUCGUUCAACUUCCAGGUGAUGGACCAGCUCAAGGCCGAGCAGGUGACCGACAAGCCAAAGGACGGGUGCUACAUAUCGGGCAUCUACCUCGAGGGAGCCAGGUGGUGCAAGGAGACACACGCACUGGUACGCUCGCACGCACAUAUAUAGAGAGGGAGGGAGAGAGACCGUGUGUGUGUGUGUGUGUGUGUAUGACUUUAGAGUGAGAGCAAGCCGAAGGUGCUGUUUGAGGAGCUGCCGAUGGUGUGGCUCAUCCCGGUGGCCGACCGGGACCCUCCUAAAGACGGCGUCUACAACUGCCCCAUUUACAAAGUCGUCUCAAGGGCAGGCACACUCUCCACCACAGGUCUGUCCGUCCGUCUCUAUCAUGAUACACACAACCGAAGCCCUCCAUCUCCUGUCCUGUCCUGUAUGUGUUUGUGUGUUCACUAGGUCACUCCACUAAUUUUGUUCAGUACAUCGAUUUGCCGUCAGCUGACGACCAGGACAAGUGGAUCAAGGCUGGCGUGGCGGGAUUCCUCGCACUCAGAUACUAGCUGACUGAACGGUCAACCACUGCCGCAGGCAUGGAGGUGACGUGUGCAUGUGAGUG